Messenger RNA from Photinus pyralis (common eastern firefly), 621 nucleotides. RefSeq lists its product as uncharacterized. The coding region runs from base 116 to 592 and encodes 158 amino acids. Gene Ontology annotation, molecular function: odorant binding. The record is from RefSeq and is a predicted model, not a curated record. The transcript is spliced from 2 exons. NCBI's taxonomy places the organism in Eukaryota, Metazoa, Arthropoda, Insecta, Coleoptera, Lampyridae.
UAGCAACAAUCUCCACUAAAGCGAACGUUAAGCACCAUUCCAUUCAAUCACGUGGUUGCUGGUAUCUGUUUCAUUAUUUGCUCCGUGAGUCCCUGAUACACAGUACUAUAGCAGGAUGCGACUCCUAGAAAGUUUCCUUUUUUUAGUCAUCGUACAGAUUCAGUACGUGCUAUCCUCCAAAGACCCAUACGCUGAUUGUCGAAAGAAAGUUAAAGUCAGCGAAAACGACGUGUUUCUGGUAAUGAAUGAGAACAAAACGGAAAUCGACCACGUACUUGGACCUUACUUCGUUUGCGUAUGGCAGCAUCGAAAAGUACAAGUAAUGAAUAAUGACGGGGCAGUUUCAAAGAGGCGUCUCGCAGAGUUCAUUCUACGGGAACUGAGAGGGAUGAUGAAUCUCCACGACGAUAUCCUAGCAGAUUUGGAAACUGAAAUUUUAAGGUGCGACUUAGAGCCUCGCAUGUUUGUCGAGCAAACGGCUGUAGUGGUCAAAAAUUGCCACGCGCACGUUGUUCUAACAGCUUUCGGUUGGAGACUUACGGGGGAUGGAAAAAAAGACCGUCAUCAGUCCUUCAUAUUAACUAAUAGAUAAUAAUUAAUAAAUUCUGGUUCACAGAGAAA